GGCCCUACGUGUGAGUCAAAUCACUAUCCAUGGGAUAUUAGAAUUUGACUUGUUCCAUUCUAUUUUCUGUGUCUCACACCAAAUUAAAAGAAAUGAGAGAGACAAAAUUAUAAGACUAAAGAGCCAGAAAAUACUCUUUCAAACUUGAAUAUUCUUCAAAGAGAGCGUGGGGGCAAUUCUAAUUAGAGGAAGAAACAUAAGGGAAGCAAAAGCCAGAUGUUUUCCACAAGGGUCCUCCUUUCAGCGGCUUUGAUUUCCACUGCACUGGCUGGGCCAUGGGCUAACCUAUGUGCAGGCAAGCCUUCCAACGAGAUCCGGAAAUGUGACAGCCACGGUUGUGGACAGUACUCUGCUCAAAGCAAUCAGAGGCCUCACCAAGGUGUGGAUGUCCUGUGCACUGAUGGAUCUACCGUGUAUGCACCAUUCACUGGAAUGAUCAUGGGUCAGGAGAAACCUUAUAAAAACAAAAAUGUCAUUAACAAUGGCGUUCGGCUGUCUGGAAGAGGUUUCUGUGUCAAAAUUUUCUUCAUAAAGCCAAUUAAGUAUAAAGGUUCUAUCAAGAAGGGAGAAAAACUGGGAACUCUUUUGCCCCUGCAGAAAGUUUAUCCUGGCAUACAGUCACACAUACACAUUGAAAACUGUGACUUCAGUGAUCCUACUGCAUACCUGUAAGCAGAAGACAAAGACAGAGCUUCUAAAUAGCCAUCCUCCAAAAAACUUGGAUGCAUAACUUUGCUUCUCAAGAAAUAUGUGUUCAAUCAGAAGCAUGAUAAAUGCAAGAAAGAAAACAAUUUUGAUUUUGACUCAGUUA
Messenger RNA from Sciurus carolinensis (gray squirrel), 811 nucleotides. RefSeq names its product leukocyte cell derived chemotaxin 2 (gene Lect2). The coding region runs from base 217 to 672 and encodes 151 amino acids. The transcript has 4 exons. The record is from RefSeq and is a predicted model, not a curated record. Lineage: Eukaryota; Metazoa; Chordata; Mammalia; Rodentia; Sciuridae.